AUGAGUUUCUCACUUCUGUUUCUACAGCGGGAAUUAAAGGAACAGCUACAGACGUUGCAGGAGAGCGAACGCGGACACACCGAAGCCCUUCAGCUCCUGAAACGCCAACUGGCUGAAACCAAAGUAAGAAUCCUUCCAUUGCUGGAUAACGCAUGAAAUUACGAUGGCGAAUAAUAAAUCUUACUAGAUCCGCCAUGUUUUCCAGGACGUAUGUAGCGUCUACAUGAAUUCUACAUGAAUUCAUCAUUAAAAAUUGCAAGUCCCUGGCGUAUGUUCGUGUGUUUGUGUAUAUAUAUAUAUAUAUAUAUAUAUAUAUAUAUAUAUAUAUAUAUAAAAUCAGGGCCAGAUUAAGAGCCCAGUGGGCCUGGUGCUGACAAUUAUGACGGGCCUAAUUACGGAAUCAUAUCGACCAAAAACAGUAAAACACUCCCAAGUGUCAUGUAUCUGAUGGAGAUGGUGCUGGAGAGAUAGAAAACAGCAGCUAUAAGAAAACACAUACCCUAGGCUAAUCUCUCUCUAAUUUAUGUUUUCAUCUUUCAAGUAAAUCCAUAACCCCUAACAGCAGUGUCCAGUCAAGCAGGAAGGUAAAAGGGUGUGCCAUUGACACAAAUCACGUAACCUGCCAAAAGGGGCGAACAUGCCCAAAAAGAGGACAUGUCUGCCCAAAGAAUUAGAAGGCCAGCCUGGCAUGAAUGCAUGUCAGGCUGCCUGCCAAUCAUGCAGCUGGCCAACUAAGGGUAUACUAUGCAGACAGCACCCUAAGCUUGGCAUUAAGGUAUCUAAUGAUGCGCUCCCUCAACGCUUUCUAAGGACUGUCCCCUAGCACUCGCUGGUCCACUUGUCUCCUUACAUUCUUAGUAGCAGGCAGAAGUUCCUGGUAUAUAGUCUGGGACAGAGAAAAGCUGUAUGUAGUGAGUGUAGAAGAAAGGGAACAUGCCACAGUGUUAGAGAGAUCAAAGUCAUCAUUACCUUAAAGGAUCACUAUAGGGUCAGGAACACAAACAUGAAUUCAUGACCCUAUAGUGUUAACACCAUCAUUUAGCCCCCCCUGGGCCCCUCAUGCCUCCAUAAAUAUAGCAAAAUCUUACUAUAUUCAAGCCUGAAGCUGUAACUCUGCAUGCUGUUAGACUCAUAAAAACAAGCAGUCUGCUGACAUCAUUAGAAGUGGUGGCCUGAUCCAAUCACAGUGCUUCCCCAUAGGAUUGGCUGACACUGACAAAGAGGCAGAUCAGGGUCAGAGCCAGCAUGAUUCAAACACAGCCCUGGCCAAUCAGCAUCUCCUUAUAGAGAUGAAUUGAAUCAAUGAAUCUCUAUGAGGAAAGUUCAGUGUCUGCAUGCAGAGGGAGGAGACACUGAAUGUUUGGAUGCAUUUUAGGCAGCCAUGACCCAGGAAGGAUCUCUAACAGCCAUCUAAGGAGUGGCCAGUGAAGUUAUCACUAGGAUGUAAUGUAAAGACUGCAUUUUCUCUGAAAAGACAGUGUUUACAGCAAAAGGCCUGAAGGUAAUGAUUCUACUCACCAGAACAAAUUCAAUAAGCUGUAGUUGUUCUGGUGACUAUAGUGUCCCUUUAACUAUAUUCAUUGUCAACCAGUCCACACAAGUUUUGUUCCCAUACAUCCCUCUCAAGUUUCCAUACUUAAGUAAAAGUAUGUGAAAAGUAGUUAGGGUUGCCACCUUUCUUGGAAAAACAUACUGGCCUUACUAAUUUGCAUAAUUAAAUAUGUAUGGGUGACAUCACAUGAUGUAAAUCACAAGGAGUGACAUAAGAGAAAAUGCUGUAAAAUCACCAAAAAGUACUUAGUUUGAUUAUGCUGUAUAGAUGGAUUCCUCCCAGUGCCCUCAUGACUCAGUGCCCCCAUGUGUCGAUUACUCCAGGUCUCAGUGUUCCUAUGUAUCAGUGUCUCGGUGCCCCAUGUCUCCCAGUGUCCCCUAGUGUCAUGUCCCCAGGUCUCCCAGUGAUCCUAUGUAUCACAGUGUCUGAAUGCACCAUGUCUCCCUGUGUCCCCAUGUAUCCCAGGGUCCCCAUGUCACUAGGAAGACGGGGAAACCUGGGGACAUGGAGACACCAGUGACACUGGGAGACUAGGGGAUUCUGGCUGGGACACAUGGGGACAAUGUGAAAAUAGGGGACACAGACACCAGGGACACAGACACUAGAGACACUGGCUGGGGGACAUGGGGACAUUGAGGGACUGGGAGACAUGGGGACACUGAGACACCAGGGCCACAGACACUAGGGACACUAGCUUGGAGACAUGGGGACAUUGUGACACUUGAGGCACUGAGAGACAUGGGGACAGUGAGACACUGGCAGACUGGGGGCACUGGGAGACUAGGGGUCACUGAGACACCAGGGACACUGGCUGGGAGACAUGUGUCUGUGUCAUAAUGUCUCCCAAUGUCCCUUAGUGUCUCAGUCUCUGCCAUAAUGUCUCCCAAUGUCCCUUAAUGUCUCAGUGUCUGCCAUAAUGUCUCCCAAUGUCCCAGUGCUGGUAUUGCAUAGUAAAAAUACCAGCAUUUGUAUUGCCAGUAUCACUGCAAUAUUGGCACCAGCCAGGCAGCCUCAAAUACUGGCUGUGCCAAUAAAAUAAAAGCCAGGUGUAAAAGUGGCACCCUCCACCUCGGCCACGCUAACAUUAAACUACACACCAUUACAAACGCUCUGCAACACUGAAAUGCACAAAUGGAAACAUACGAUGAUCUCAUGGCUGGGGAGGAUUAAUGCCUACAAAAUGAUGAUCCUGCCCCGCAUUCUCUAUGUCUUUAGGAUGCUCCCCCUCAAAAUACCCGCCCAAUGCUGCAAAACACUACAAAAACUAUGCAGCACUUUCAUCUCGGGGGGUAAGAAACCUAGGGUAUCCAUGGCACUCCUCCAAACAGAAACCCGCUCUGGCGGAGUUGGUCUCCCCAAUCUCAGACAGUACUAUAGAGCGGCUAUCCUAUCCACAGGUGUCCUCUUCCACACACCACCUAAUACGAUUCAAUGGGUAGACAUGGAAAGAGCACAAUCCGCAACCAAGGCCUACUUGACUAUCUCUGGACACCCAAACACCUCAGACCGCGACGACAGGAUCUCUUCCCAACCACCCAGCUCACGCUGGCAGUAUGGGAUGAAUUCAUGGGAGCCAAUGGAUAUAACAACUCCUUCCACCCCAAAUCACCCAUCUCGAUACUCAGAACAAUGGUAACAGACAUACCACUCCAAGAUUGGCAUAAGGCAGGGAUCAAACACAUAUCCCAACUGAUGACCGAAGGGAAAGUAACACCCUUCCCCACACUACAAACGCAGUGGAAACUCCCCAGCCGAGCCAUCUUCUCCUACUUACAGAUUAAAAGCGUAUUACAAGCACACAUAACUACCGCACACAACCCAAACAGCUCCCCACAAACCACAUCACAGCUGCUCAUUGACAGAUGCUGGUCCUCACCCAAUAAACCUAAAACACUCACACUAUGUUACAAAACGUGGCAAGAACUCACGCCAGCUAAACCACAUCCGCACAAAGCCCAAUGGGAGAUAGACUGUGACAUAACCUUAACAAAUAUGGAGUGGCUACAAGCUCUGAACGGGUUGUCCAAACAAACAAAAUGUUUCUCACACAUAGAGGCCCACAGGAAACUCAUGUACCGGUGGUACAUGACCCCACAACGACUUCACCAACUAUUUCCCGCGACGAGCCCGCUAUGCUGGAGAUGCCAAUCAAGCCCAGGCACACUGAUACUCCUGUGGUGGUCUUGCAGAGGCAUCCAACCUCUCUGGACUGCUACGAGGUCAAUCCUAGACACACUAGACAUUCCAAAAUUUGAACUGACAGCACCCAUUUGCCUAAUGCUCCUGCUCCCCACAGGCCUUAACCCAGGCCAAAAACAAAUCAUAACGUUAGUCUUCAUGGCCUCAAGAAAUCUCCUAGCACUCAACUGGAAAUCCCAAAACUGCCCUUCUUUGCUACAGCUGACAGAUAAAAUAGGACAAUUCCAUAUAUAUGAGAGGAUGGCAACCACAUCUGCUAAGAGUAUCACACAAUUUGACGUUACUUGGGGUAAAUGGGAAAGAGAGUUUGGACGGAUAAAGGACAGAACACCAACAAUAGCAAACACCGCCACAAGCACUAACCGGGACUGCAACCCGGACUAGCCCCCUACACCACAGCAGUUCUAACACCAAACCAAGACAACGACCAACGAAUUACGGGUAUUGCUCGCGCACACCCACGCAUUCCACCCACCUAUAACCCCCUCCCCCCCGGACACCCUUAGACCCCCUCUCAGGUUCUAGACCCCCUACCAGACCCCUACCACCCAGCACCUAACGAAAGGACAAGAAGAAACUUUACGACAACUAGUGCUACCUUUCGCCACUGACGACUUACAAUGCAGGCGACGACAAACGGAACACCUUGCACAUGUAACAGCACUAUAUUGUCUCAUGAAGGUUAAUGCCACAAUGUUAAGAAUGUACGGAUGUUACCUUGUGCACAAUUGUUAGUUGUUACUAUUACUAUUGUGUUGGAACAAUGUCUCUCGCACAAUGGCGACACACUGUUUUGGAAUCAAGAGUGUCAUAUAGAGGUGUUACCUGCUUAACCAACCCUCCCACCUUCUUUUCUGUACCCCUACAACAUCGAUUAACACAAUAAAAUAUAAAUUUGAAAAAAAUAAAUAAAAGCCAGGUGGAAUCCCUAAGAGUAGUGUGUGGGGAAAAAAAAAUACUAAUAAUUUAUUUUUUAUUUUUUUAAAUCAAUGGGCCUAUUCCAUGUGCCUGGGCCUGGAGCUGCAGCUCCAUCAGCCCCUAUGUUAAUCUGGCCCCGUAUAUAAUGAUCACGAAGGAGAGCUCUAACUAGACUUUUCAACCUAAUUCAAAUAUUUAUUGUGAGUACAGUCACAUUACAUCAACGUUUCAGUCUAAGAAGACUUUCAUCAGGAUAAAAUCACAUUACCAGGGUAUUGAGUAUUGGGUAUUGAAGGGUGUUUUUUCACCCUUCAAUACCCAAGAUGCAAAAAUCACAUUACCAGUUCCAACCAAUUAGCCCAAAAUACCCAGGAGCAGUGAUACCGGAUCAAAUCAAAUGGUGCAUAAACACACAACUGGACCACAUACUCUGCAGGACCUUGGAUUGUGUAUAUAUGUAUUUUAUUGAUUACAAUUAAGAACAUUUUCUGUUUAUAUCUAAUUAGUCGUCAGCAAAAAGCCUUCGUGCCACCAUUGGGGAAGCCUUCGAACGGCUCCACCGGCUUUUGAGGGAGAGGCAGAAAGCCAUGUUGGAGGAGCUAGAGUCUGACACGGCACGGACGCUGACGGACAUCGAGCAGAAGGUUCAGCAGUACAGUCAGCAGCUGCGCAAGGUGCAGGAGGGCGUACAGAUCCUACAGGAACGGCUGGCGGAGGCAGACAAGCACACAUUCCUGAGUGGAGUCUCUUCUCUAUCAGAGAGGUACAAGGAUCAGGGGACGGAAAAGUAGGGUUUGGUCAUUUUUACCCUUCAUUUAAACCAGUAAACACCAAAUGUUAUAUUUGCUGUCAUCCAUAUUCCAAAAUAAUGUAUGCCAGUAUGGAAUGCCAUCUGAGUUAUCCUGCAAGGCUACAUGUGGCACAGUGGUCUUUAACUGAGUGGGCCAUUCCAUUUUAGAAUAAGAUUUUUAAUUAAACUACAGUUAUUAUGAUAGUUUUAAAAAAAAAGUUGAAAUUCAUAAAAACGUACUUUAAUAUUAGAAGCCAACCCUUGGAGACUAAAGGGAGAAACAAAGAUUUAGGACCACAGAUUGGAAAGCCGUGUAUCUCAGGAAACAGUGUUAUCUGCCCAACACAGCAAGGGAAUCUAGCAGGGCACAGCUAAAAAGAAAUCACUCGCCCACUAGCCAUCGGCUAGUAUAAAUUCAGCCCUAGCGAGCAGGAAUUCACCUUUGGUGUCUAGUCCAUGCCUCAAUGCUUGCUCUGUGCAAUUUAUCGAAAGCCAAAAGAAAAUUCUGAGUGUGCAUUGCGAUAUUUAUAAUUGAAAUCAUCAAUGCUCAAUUGGCCGGCAGUUUUGAACAUUUGCGUUUCCAUAUAGAAUGCAAAAAAACGUGGAACUUGUGGAGGAUCCAUUACAACCUGCACUCUUUAACUAUGGGGAAUAGCUGAACCUUUAUUAUGGGGUACUUCCAGUUCAUUUUUUUUCGUUUCCAGGUUAAAAGGGAAGAUCCAUGAAACAAACCUGACGUAUGAGGAUUUCCCGACUUCGAAAUACAUGGGUCCCCUGCAGUAUACCAUCUGGAGAUCUCUCUUCCAAGACAUUCACCCAGGUAACAUCACUGCCAUUCCUAAUGUUAUAUGCGUUUAUAGAGAACAGAACAGCGCAGAAUGUUCCAGAAUAUCUAGAUAAAGGUUUAUAUUAUUUUUUGUUCUCUUUAGUUCUGUAACAAACAGCAAAAUAAAGAGUUAAAGGAAAGGAACCCACGUCUGAUAUCCCAGGAAAUAUUUGGAAAGCAAGAUGUGGCAGUGUACGUCUUGUGUUGUUGGGUAUGGUGUAACUCUACUCCAAUGUGACUAAAUGCUUACAGGGACUGUCCAGACCCCUAAAGUACUUUAGCGUGCUGAAAAGCUUUGUAUGAAGAGUAUGUCCUCUUUAUUUUUAUUUUGUAAAAAGUGCAGAUUUCUGUAGAAAUUUUAUAUUAACAAUAAAAUGAUUACACCCCCUUGGCUGUCAAUCAGACAACAGAUUAUGUUACUUCCUGGUUUGUUUGGUUAGUUCAGUGCAGAUAAACACAAGAGGCAGCAAUUACACAAAGCACCUGCCUUGCAAAGACUUCUCAUUGAGCUGCAUUAAGAAGUCUGUGAUUGGACAGCCACGGAAAGUCUGGGCGGGGUUAGAAGGGGAGGGAUUGCAAAAGCUGCAGACAAGAAAAAUGCUGAUUUUGUAAAGUGGUUUUAUCUAUAACUCCAAUGAGAAAAUGCAGAAUUAAAAUUAUGAAGUUUCCACUUGGGGUAUAUUUACUAAACAGUGAUCAAUCAUCAAUUAUAGUAUCAAAUUAGAUUUUCAGAGGGGUAAGGAUCAGACUUUUCUUUUUAUUUAUCGUGUUAAAAUAUAUUCCACCAUCAGACAAAAUGUCAUGUUGUAAAUAUGGCUUUUACGGUCUAUAUUAGUGGUCUGUAUUUUGCUUGUUUAGAGGAGAUAUUCAUUAUUAAUGUUUAAUGCUUUAUUUGACCAUUUUAAUGUGGCAUGAAGGUAAUAAGAUAAUGCCCUGAAUUUGCAAAUUUGCGAUACUAGAUAUAGAAUUGUUGGGGUGCUUUCACAAGUUCAUUUAUUCAUGAAAAAAAAAACAAUGAAUUAAUUUAUAUGGAACUAUAAGCGCUGAUACUGGUUACUUAGACGGUGCUUGCAUCGUGCUGCCUCUGAUGUCACAUGGAGCAUAAAGAUCCUACACUAACUAACUGUAAAUGUUAACCCCUUAUAUAAAUAAACAGAACAGCAGAAUGUUCAUUUAUAACCUUUGUAAGGUCUAUAACGUGCCUCCUCUGUCAGAGUAAAUGAUAUACUUUAUAAAGUGUUAUUUCCAUCUAACCUGUGCUGUCACUACAAGCGUAAUGUAUGUAGGUAUUAUUCAUUACACCCUUUCAGUGCUACAAGGAGGUGCUGUGGCAUUCACAAACUAACAGUGGUCUGGGUGCCAGGUCCCUCAGGUUUUUCUGUCUUCCUGACAGACGCUCGAGGCACUUCCUGACGCUCAAUGUGAAAAUCGCAUUGAGCACGCAGCACGUCCAUAGGAAAGCAUUGAGAAAUGCUUUCCUAUGGGCAGCUCUGGCCGCGCAUGCGGAUUCAGCUCCACUCGGGAGCUGACGCCGGAAAGGGGAGAAGUCACCAGUUUAAACCCCUUAAGCCCAGCGGGAGGGGGGCCCUGAGCUUGGGGGGGGGGGCCUAAGGAUUAUAUAGUGUCAGGAAACGAGUUUGUUUUCCGGACACUAUAGUGGUCCUUUAACAUAUGGCAGGUGAACAGCUAAAUAAAAACUAAAUGAGUGAGGGGUGGGGGGUUCUUUAAUCAGGAGAGAUCUGUGCAUUGGCUUCUCUUUGCCCUGCAGGAGAUCAAGGGUUACCAUACUGGGUACGGGGUUAUGGAUCCCCCUGUCCCUUCCUAUAAUGUCAGAGUGGACAGGAGGACUCCAGACUCCCAAACCUAUUUACUAUCCACUUUGAGAUAGCGGGAUUCCCUUCCAGGAAGGUCAGCUCAGAUAUUCAUCCUUCCAAUGUCAAUAAAAUAAGAAUCAUUAACCAAGGCAGGGGCAACUGUCCAAAUUCUGAACCUACAAUAUGUUUGUUCAACUAUAAUUUACCUCAUAUUAAUUGCACCUACACUUAUUAUAUAUCAUUUUGUUCAGGAGAAAUAGGGCUUUCAUUUCACAUCAAACAUUUAUAUACAAAACAAUUUAAUAUGAAUAAAGUCUAACAAAGUGUGAGAAAUGUUAUUUUCCAAGUUGAUCAGCACUUAAAGUGUUAAAAAAUAAAUAAAUUAAAAAAACAUUUUUUCAACAGUUUGGGACACUGUAACAGUAAUCCUUCUGCCUAUCAGAACAAAGUGAGGAAAGAGAGAGGCAGAAUACAAUGUCACAGCCUGUAAUACAGAUCAUUGGCUGUGACAUUAUUGUGUCAGUGAUUGUGGUGACAGCCUGUGAUCAUGUGACUCCGAUCGCAACCAAUUGCAGUCCCCCCCCCCAUCAGAUCCGGCGACGUGAAUAUUACAUGGGUAGCUAUAGAUGUUAGGACAUGUCAUUACAUCCUAACAUCGUUUAAGCCGAUGUAAUGACACGUGCUAACGGCGUAAACAGGUUAAGCUGGGAAAUAACAACAUCUAGACUCUUGUAAGUAAUUGAAAAGUGGUGUCAAGCUCAUUGUACCUUUUCUGGUCAAAUUCUUGAAUAUUAUUACGAUUAUAUAUAGAACAUAAAAAAACUGAAUAUAACUAAUAUUAUUUAGCGGCUGAAUUUAGAGUUAAUUUAAAUGAUAAUAAUUCAUUUUAAAGUGACAGAUCACCAUUAAUGUGUUUAUUAGUAGUUGUGUAAGUCUAAUACUGCAUGGAAAAGCUUGCAAGCUGACAGACGAAUUGUCUUUUAUGUGAUUAGUGCCAGCAGCCUUGACCCUCGAUCCAGUGACUGCUCAUCAGCGACUGAUCCUAUCUGACGACUGCACCAUUGUGGCGUAUGGCAACUUGCACCCACAGCCGCUACAAGACUCGCCAAAGCGAUUUGAUGUGGAAGUGUCGGUGUUGGGUACGCAGGUCUUUGAUGGAGGGGUCCAUUACUGGGAGGUGGUGGUAUCGGAUAAAACACAGUGGAUGAUAGGACUAGCUCAUGAAGCGGUCAGCCGUAAAGGAAGUAUCCAGAUUCAGCCUGGCCGUGGCUUUUACUGCAUAGUCAUGCAUGAUGGAAACCGGUACAGCGCCUGUACGGAGCCAUGGACACGGCUGAAUGUCAAAAGCAAACUUGAGAAAGUAGGUGUCUAUCUGGACUAUGACAAAGGUCUUCUCAUCUUCUAUAACGCAGAAGACAUGUCAUGGCUUUACACAUUUCGUGAAAAGUUCCCGGGGAAACUCUGCUCGUAUUUCAGUCCCGGGCAGAGUCAUGCCAACGGUAAGAAUGUCCAACCACUACGUAUCAACACCAUACGAAUAUAG
Pelobates cultripes (western spadefoot toad) is the source of this 9642-nucleotide messenger RNA. The record is from the annotation of a GenBank genome assembly. Lineage: Eukaryota; Metazoa; Chordata; Amphibia; Anura; Pelobatidae.